CGCCCCACAGCCGCCCCCCUGCCCGCCCCUCCCCGACUUGUGUGGUGCCCCCGGCGUUUGAGGUUGGCUUGAGUGCUGUCCGCGCGUGAGAUGCGCCCAAGCAUUAUUAUCUAGGGAGGAGUCCCGACCCGAGGCUGCUGUCCUACCAGGGCUGUUCUGGAGCCUCCCGCCUGCGGCCCCCCGAAUCCCCGAGGCCUGGCCGAGACCUGGCUUCUGGAGACUCUGUCCAUCCUCAGGGGAAAGAGCCCAGAAAGAGGACAUGGCUACUGAACAGAGGGAAGCAAAGUCUCAGGUGACAGUGACGUUCGAGGACGUGGCUGUGCUCUUCUCACGGGAUGAGUGGAGAAAGCUGGGUCCUUCUCAGAGGAACUUGUACCAAGACGUGAUGCUGGAGAACUAUAGCAACCUGGUCUCACUGGGACUCCCAUUUUCCAAACCCAAAGUGAUCUCCCUGUUGCAGCAAGGAGAAGAUCCUUGGAAGGUAGAGAAAGAAAGUCCUGGAAGCUUCUCCCCAGGAUGUAAGAGCAGUCCUAAAACCACAAAGUCAACUCAAACUCAAGGCUCGUCAUUUUGGGGGCUGAUAAGAAAGAGACUCAAAAAAGAUGAACCCUGGAACUUCAUAUCCCAAAACCCUUGCAAAUAUGAAGACAAAAUAAAGAAGCAGAAGGACGAAAAUGAAAGUUUACAAAUUAUUUCAAUCACCCAUACAGAAAUCCUCACUAUAGAAAGAAGCCAUAAAAACAAUGACUUUGGCCAAAACUUCAGCCUAAAAUCAGUGUUUAUUAAGCCACAGAGGCUUGCUAGAGAAAAAAUACCAUCAAAAUAUGAAAUGCAAAGAAAUAGCUUUAAACAGAAUUCAAAUUUACUUAACCAACCAAAAAUGAAGACAGCAGAAAAACGCUAUAAAUGUAAUAUAUGCGAAAAAGCCUUCAUUCACAAUUCAUCCCUUCGUAAACAUCAGAAAAACCAUACUGGAGAGAAAUUAUUUAAAUGUAAAGAAUGUUUGAAAGCCUUCAGCCAAAGCUCAGCUCUUAUUCAACAUCAAAGAACUCAUACUGGAGAGAAACCCUAUAUAUGUAAAGAAUGCGGGAAAGCCUUCAGCCAUAGUGCAUCCCUUUGUAAACACCUAAGAACCCAUACUGUGGAAAAAUCCUAUAGAUGUAAAGAAUGUGGUAAAUCCUUCAGCCGAAGGUCAGGCCUUUUUAUACAUCAGAAGAUCCAUGCUCGAGACAACCCCCACAAAUAUAACCCAGGUCGGAAGGCAUCCAGUUGCAGCACAUCCCUUCCUGGAUGUCAGAGAAUUCAUUCCAGAAAAAAGUCCUAUUUAUGUAAUGAAUGUGGCAACACCUUUAAGUCUAGUUCAUCUCUUCGUUAUCAUCAGAGAAUUCACACAGGAGAGAAGCCUUUUAAAUGUAGUGAGUGUGGGAGAGCCUUCAGUCAGAGUGCAUCUCUCAUCCAGCAUGAAAGAAUUCACACUGGAGAAAAACCCUAUAGAUGUAAUGAAUGUGGAAAAGGCUUCACUUCUAUUUCACGACUUAAUAGACACCGAAUAAUUCAUACCGGAGAGAAAUUGUAUAGUUGUAAUGAAUGUGGUAAAGCCUUAAGUUCCCAUUCAACACUCAUUAUUCAUGAACGAAUUCACACUGGAGAAAAACCAUGUAAGUGUAAAGUGUGUGGGAAAGCCUUCAGACAAAGUUCAGCGCUCAUUCAACAUCAGAGAAUGCACACUGGAGAAAGACCUUAUAAAUGUAAUGAGUGUGGGAAAACGUUCAGGUGUAACUCAUCUCUUAGCAAUCAUCAGCGAAUUCAUACAGGAGAGAAACCAUAUCAAUGUGAAGAAUGUGGGAUAUCUUUUGGCCAAAGUGCAGCUCUUAUUCAACAUCAAAGGAUUCACACAGGAGAGAAACCCUUUGAAUGUAACACAUGUGGGAAAACCUUUAGGCAAAGCUCAUCACUUAUUGCCCAUCAGAGAAUUCAUACUGGAGAGAAACCCUAUGAAUGUAAUGCAUGCGGAAAACUCUUCAGCCAGAGGUCAUCCCUUACUAACCAUUAUAAAAUUCACAUUGAGGAAGACCCCUUGAAAGUAGAUUUGCAUGGGUGAGAUCCUUAAACCAAAGCUCUUUAGAGUACACUUGGCCCUGUGUAUCUGUGGGUUCCACAUCCACUGAUUCAAAUAACCACAAAUUUUAAAUAUUCAGAAAAAAAAAUUCCAGAAAAUUCCCCAAAGCAAAACUUGAAUUUACCACACACCAACAACUGUUUAAUAGCAUAUACAUUGUAUUAGGUGUUAUAAGUAAUUUAGAAAUUAUUUUAAGUAUCUGAGAAGAUAUGUGUAGGUUAUAUGCAAAUUCUACACUAUUUUGUAUAAGGUACCUGAUCAUUCUCAGAUGUUGGUACCUGAUCAUUCUCAGAUAUUGGUAUCUGUGGGGGUCCCAUAAUCAGUUCCCAUGGAUACUGAGGGACAACUCUAUACACACUUGAGAAUGAUUUAAUAAAUGUAAUGAAUAAGAAAAAAAAACUUCUAUUUUAAUUUAGUCCUCAUCAGAUAUUAAAUUCUAAGGAUAAACCUUGACUGUAUAAUAAAUAUGUGGAAAACUUUCAUACCUGUCAGUCACUUUUUAAAAUAUCCUGAGACAAGUAAAUAACAAUAGCAAGUAUUCAUUUUCACCAUUUUUGAGUUAAAGGCAAGGUUUUUCUAUCUCUUUAUAUAGCAUUGUACACUAUAUGCAAUAUGUAAACAGAAAAAUUUGGGUGCACAUUUGCUGGAUUUCUCAUUAGAAAGACACCAACGGUAAAAGCUAAUAUAGCAUAUUUAUUAUAACAAACAUUUUAUAUAGCAAACAAAAUCUUAAAAUAUGUGCAUUUUUAGAGCAAAAGACCAAAUAGCAGAUUAAAAACAAACUACCUCAGUGUUUGGAACU
Messenger RNA from Phacochoerus africanus (Common warthog), 2921 nucleotides. RefSeq names its product zinc finger protein 354B (gene ZNF354B). NCBI's taxonomy places the organism in Eukaryota, Metazoa, Chordata, Mammalia, Artiodactyla, Suidae. The coding region runs from base 260 to 2101 and encodes 613 amino acids. The transcript is spliced from 5 exons. The record is from RefSeq and is a predicted model, not a curated record. Gene Ontology annotation, biological process: regulation of DNA-templated transcription.